This is a messenger RNA of Closterium sp. NIES-65, 1197 nucleotides long. NCBI's taxonomy places the organism in Eukaryota, Viridiplantae, Streptophyta, Zygnematophyceae, Desmidiales, Closteriaceae. The record is from the annotation of a GenBank genome assembly.
AUGGCCACUCUUCGCUCCGCGUUCAUCCUCGCGUUGGUCCUCGUCUCUCUCCCUGCGCUCUAUGCCGCGGCUGCGCCACUGCAGGGUGACGUGGCUGGUGGAAGUGCAGGCGUGGACGCGGCGAGUUGGGGCCGCAAGCUGCUGGAAGCGAGCGGCGGUGACGUGGACGUGGGUGGCGAGGAGGAGGAGGUGGGGGAGGCGACGGACGGGCUGGACGAGGCGGUGCGGGUGCUGCUGAGCUGGAAGAAGAUCAAGAACGCGGCGAAUCAAGCGGCGAAGAGCGAGGCGGGGCAGAAGGCGGGAGGGUUGGUGAAGAAUGUGGUGAAGAAGGGCGGCAAGGAGGCGCUCACGGCUGCAGUCAACGCGUUCCGCAGCGGCAAGGGCGCCAAGGGUGCCCUGCAGGCGGGCGCUGGCUCGUUCCUGCCCACUUUUACUGCCUCGCUAGCCACUGUCACUACUGACGUGACCGCAGCUGCUGUUACGACUACGUCGCGGUCUCGAGUCACUGCUCGCUACACUACUACUCUUCCUUGCCCUGCUGUUCCCUCCGCGUCUCUAGCUGGCUUCCACGUCCCCUCGUUCUCGAGGAACUUGGUGGGCGUGAGGCCUCUUGUUGCUGCGUCCCCCCAGGUAGCUGUGUCUGGUCCAGUUGCUGCGUCGUGCUCCUGCCGCUCGCUUGCACACCCCACCGUUCUGUGGCACCACCGGACGGGGCACCCGUCCCUCCCUCGUCUGCGUGCUAUGUCUCGUCAGCGUCUUGUCUUAGGCCUCCCGCGUGUAUUGCCGUCGUUGCCGCCUUCACUUGCACCGCCGUGCGGUCCCUGCGUCGAGGGCCGGCUGUGCGCCACCCCUCACUCCUCCUCCCUUCGUCCGGCCACCAAGCCUUUUGAGACGCUCCACUUGGACGUCUGGGGCCCCGCCCCGCCCCUUGCCUUGGCCCUGAGCGUACGCCGCUCACCAGCUGAACCUCUGGCCACGCGUCUCUCGGCCAGAGUCUUCACCGACCAGUCUUUGGACCUGGUCCCCUGGUGUUGCGUCGAGGACUCCUCUGACUUCACCUUUUACCACCCUCCCUCUCACCGGUUCUUUGACUCCCGUGACGUCCGUUUUGAGGAGUCCACGGCCUACUACGCCAGGUACCCCAGUCGAGGUGUGUCCCAGGCUACCCCUCCCCCCUCGGUAUCCCCUCAGGUGUAG